Psammomys obesus (fat sand rat) is the source of this 1160-nucleotide messenger RNA. It is a transcript of the gene Mcub, whose product is annotated as mitochondrial calcium uniporter dominant negative subunit beta. Gene Ontology annotation, cellular component: uniplex complex; mitochondrial inner membrane. Gene Ontology annotation, molecular function: calcium channel inhibitor activity. The transcript is spliced from 8 exons. Gene Ontology annotation, biological process: calcium import into the mitochondrion; mitochondrial calcium ion homeostasis. Lineage: Eukaryota; Metazoa; Chordata; Mammalia; Rodentia; Muridae. Bases 56 to 1066 code for a protein of 336 amino acids. The record is from RefSeq and is a predicted model, not a curated record.
CUCGAGCGGCGGGAGGAUGCGUCGCUGAGGCCGAGAGCUUAGGCCGGCCGGGAAGAUGCUCUGUCUGGGACCGUCGCGGCUGCUGCCGACGAUCCGAGCCCGCGGCCGCGCGUGUCCGAGGCCGCUGCCACCCACACCCCAGUCUUUCUUACAGGUUUUGUGUAUGAAACCCUAUGCAAAUCCAAAGUACUACCAAGCACUCCAUUAUGGAACAGCAAUGCUGCCUGAUGAAAUAACAGUUAGCUAUAGACAUGGUCUUCCCUUGGUAACACUCACUCUGCCGUCCAGAAAAGAGCGCUGUCAGUUUGUAGUAAAGCCAUUGUUGUCAACAGUAGGCUCGUUCCUUCAGGACUUAAAAAAGGAGGAUAAAGGCAUCAAAACUGCAGCCAUCAUCACAGCAGACGGCUGUGAGAUUCCAGCUUCAAUGUUGAUGGACACUUUGCUAAUGGAAGGCUUUAAACUGGUCAUUAACGAACUACCGUACGAUGUGCAGUGUCACAAGAAAGAAAAACCAAGUGAAGAGCACAUGACUGAGAUGGAAAACAUGAAGUCCUUGGUUCACAGACUAUUUGCAGUCUUGCAUUUGGAAGAGUUUCAGAAGCAACGAGAGCGCCAUCUGUUGGCAAAGAUUUACCACCUGGAGGAACAGCUGCGGCCCCUGGAGCAGGUCAGAGCUCAAAUAGAAGCUAGGUCAGAAGCCAAAACCAGUGGACUCCUGUGGGCCGGCUUAGCUCUGCUCUCUGUGCAGGGUGGGGCACUGGCCUGGCUGACCUGGUGGGAGUACUCCUGGGAUAUCAUGGAGCCAGUUACGUUCUUCCUCACAUUUGCAAAUUCCAUGGUCUUUUUUGCCUACUUCAUCGUAACUCGGCAGAACUACACUUACUCAUGUGUUCGGAGCAGGCAGUUUCUUCAUUUCUUCCACAGGAAGUCACAGCAACAGCGCUUUUACGUGGAAGAGUACAACAGGUUAAAAGAGGAGCUUGCUGAGGCUACAGAAUCCCUGGAAAAAGUGCGCCACUCCCUCUAUUUUAAAACGCAAGGAGAGGAAUUCAGUGAGGAGAACUAGCUUUAUGUUUUUUUAAACAUCACUGGGCUAUGUGCCGAUUUUGUAACUUGCCAGCUGGACAUUUUUCAGGUCACGUUCAUUUCCGUUUGAUGGU